Messenger RNA from Mobula hypostoma (lesser devil ray), 2829 nucleotides. It is a transcript of the gene atpaf1, whose product is annotated as ATP synthase mitochondrial F1 complex assembly factor 1. Gene Ontology annotation, biological process: mitochondrial proton-transporting ATP synthase complex assembly. The record is from RefSeq and is a predicted model, not a curated record. The transcript has 9 exons. NCBI's taxonomy places the organism in Eukaryota, Metazoa, Chordata, Chondrichthyes, Myliobatiformes, Myliobatidae. Gene Ontology annotation, cellular component: mitochondrion. Bases 1 to 954 code for a protein of 317 amino acids.
AUGUGUGCGGAGUUGGACAAGAUGGUAGCGGCGAGGGGGCUCUGGUGUUUUUGCAGCCGGGCUCUGGCUGUUAGAAACCGCUGUCAUCUCCCUUUAGGGCUCGGCGUGGUUUCUAAUCACCUACGUACUUUCUCCCUAGCUAGUAGUUUAAGUCGGGUCGAAAAGGAGCAGGAUUUGCAGGCGAAUCCCUUUUACAGCAAGUACCAGAAUAAGAUCCAGGAGCUGCGGAGGACAAAACCAGAUGAGUAUGAGGCUCGUAUAGCAAAGAAAGAAGAAGUUAAGAGGCUGCCUCUGGGACGUUCAAGCCAGGGUGAAUUUGUCAAACUAAUGGAAGCGAAGCCAAAGCAACUUGGUGAAAGAACAUCUGGGAAGAGACCUGGUUUCACUAAACAUAAGACACUCCAGUCAAUACUCAAUCUGGAUAUGGUGAAAGAUAAAACUCCAGAUGAAAUAGCACAAAUCUGGAAUAUGUACUUUGCUUCAAAGAAUACAAUUUCUGCCGUGAUUCCUGGCACUACAUUUGAGCUGAUGUACAGCAGGUCACAGAGAUGUCCCACAUUCCUAUACGCUUUGCCAAGGCAAUCAGGCUAUGAGUUCUUCGUGGGUCAGUGGUCUACAACUGAGCUUCAUUUUUCCUCAUUAAUAAAUCUUCAGUCUUUAGGAGAGAAUUCACCAAGCCAGCUCAUAAUAUAUCAUUACCCUGACCUUCAGAAAGAAAAGGGCAUCGUUCUUCUUACCGCAGAAAUCGACACAACUUUUCUGAGUGUACAAGACGCACAGUGUCUGGCCAAUGAAGCACAGCUAUUCUACGCUACAGACUGCCAAAGGACCUUUAAUCUGGUAGAGACAUUCAACCAUGAACCCAAUGAUUUCAAACACAUGUCAGUCAUUGCUGAGAUUGAGCAGCAUGGAAUUGGAGGCCAGUUGAUGAAAGAGGAGAACAAGCAGACGUAGAGGUGUAUAUUUCUCACAAGAGACUUGAGACAUUUAUUGUUAAUAAAUACAAGUGAUUUUUUUUCAUGGUGCUGAAACAAAAGAAAACUUAUUGUAUUUGUUAUUGAUGGUGAUGCGCAGGAGCUUUGUCAAACAAAUCAUGGCAUCAGAAGGUAUUGAGGCAUUUAUUAAUCAAGCAUGAGGUUCAAGUAAGGAUCUUAAAUCAAGUAAAAGAGGUGGAAAAAUUUGGGGAGGAAUUCCUAGCGUUUAGAAUUUCAGAAGAUAAUUGCAUGCCUCCUUAUGGUGGUGUGAUCAAUAUCAACGAUACUAAAGAAGGUGGUCCUGCAGCAUCACCAACCUAUUUCCACCUCUGUAACAUUGAGAACUCCACUGGUGUCUCACCCACCUCUUUGCUAUCCUCGAGCCUUAACCAUUUGAAUGCAUACUUGACGAGCCAUUCUUGUUCGCUCCUCUAUAAAUGUCAAUACUCUUAUCCAAAUUCAUACAAGAACAUGUUUAACCAUCUCCCUAGUGCUUACUGUCCUAGAGUUGAUUCUGAUUAAGCUUACUUGAAUUUUAAAAUUUUCUUCCACCCCCUUGGUCUUGCCUCUCCCUUUUUCUUUAAUAUCAAAGGUGAGGACUAGUUAAAUAGGUCCUAGUGCAAGUUUGGAUCAGGGCUUUGAAAGGGUAAGCAAAAAGUAUAGCUGAUCAAGAAUGUAUUAAAAUAUUUGAGACUUCAAGAUUUUAAAAUGUAGAUAAGCACUAGUGGAGUCAGUAACGUUACAGAGAUGGAAAUGAAUAAUCAUGAUGUUGCUUCAGUCUGUGGUUCAGAAUUUCUGUGACACUGAGUCUGCAGCCUUGUUCAGUCACUUAUGGUUAAUUGGAUGCUAGAAUUGGUGACCACAGAAUUGUCCUUGGGAGUCUAUUCAGUGGUUUCAUUUUUUUUUCCCUUCAUUGAAAAUAAAAAAUGGCUACAGAUGCUGAAAAUCCAGAAAACGCUGCAUUCGUUCAACGGGUUGAACAGUGUAGUAGGUUUAACCUGCUGUUUCCAGCAUUUUCUGUUUUAAUUUCAGUUUUCCUAAUUUUAAAAUUUGAUGCAGAUUAGAUAAGUGCUUAUGUGACGCAGGUUACUUUCUAAAGGGAGGCUGGCUGUAAUAAAAAUGAUAUCCUGUUAUGACAUCUAAUAAAUGCAUUUUGUCAAAAUGUGGGCAACCUUCCUUAUUAGUUUUGAGAUUUGACAACAGCUUUAAAAUAUGCACAGUUCAUUGUGGAUUGCAUGUGUGGACUAUGAAGCUUAAUGAAGUGUGACAGUGUCUAACAUGCAGCUUGUUUCGAACUUCUGCUCUGAAAUGCACAGACAUGGAAGUCAAAAAAUGAGUUGAUCUGUAUCAAUAUCUGACCCUUGUUGCUAUGCACUGGCACUGAAGCUAAAGAAACUUAAAUAUUUUGUAAGGUUCUAAAUGAUCCAAAAUGAUUGUUUAUAAAUUAUGCAGGAGCUAACUACCACACCAUAAUUAACCAACUAGAAAGCAGUUUUAAGUAUCUUAACAUUAUAAUUUUCAAUAAAUUAAAUGUUGACAUAAAAAAUGGCAGCAGACCUCAGUGUGAAAUUCUGUAAUACAGGUUGAGCACCCCUUAUCUGAAAUGCUUGGGGGCGGAAGUGUUUCAGAUUAUGGAUUUUUUUGGAUUUUGGAAUGUAUAUGAGAUCAUUUGGGAUCGAAUCAUUCCUGACGGAAUUUAUGUGCUACUGGUAAGCAGUCUUUGUCUUGCACUUUUUCAUCACACCAUAUGUACUGAUGCAGCCGUUCAGCCAUUUAGAUUUUCAUCAGUGACAAUCUUGGCAAACUUGUCAUUGAAUUUCUCUGCAGCUUCAUGAUCAGCAGAUGCUUUAUCACC